Oncorhynchus gorbuscha (pink salmon) is the source of this 2673-nucleotide messenger RNA. RefSeq names its product RNA binding motif protein 39a (gene rbm39a). Gene Ontology annotation, cellular component: nucleus. Gene Ontology annotation, molecular function: RNA binding. Lineage: Eukaryota; Metazoa; Chordata; Actinopteri; Salmoniformes; Salmonidae. The record is from RefSeq and is a predicted model, not a curated record. The transcript is spliced from 17 exons. Bases 576 to 2162 code for a protein of 528 amino acids. Gene Ontology annotation, biological process: mRNA processing.
UUUGACCUCUGGGUUUAUGGGUAUUAUGACUCAUACUGUGGAACUCUAUUGAGUCUUAACAUAGCAAUCAAUGGUUCAGUACAGUGUAUUGAUACAUACUGUACCAUAGAUCUGGCAGACGACUGCGAUUAAAUUUCUCUGGACCGCGACCACAGAUUAUUUAUAGCAUGCGUCAUUAGAUGAGCACGGGAAAAAAGAAGCAACAACAGUGUUUCGCACUCAUACAUAUUUCUCAGCACAUCAAGGUUGUUUAUAUUAUUGUCUGUUUACACGGUGUAUACUGUUUUGGGAUUUAAAAAGGGACCUUUGCAGUUACAUGAAGCCAUUGUUAGUUUGUAUUAGCAACGUGGAAGAAAAGAUAUUCGGAGCAUCAAAACGAGAGGCCUGCUAGCUACUGUUUGCUUGUUGCAACAAGAACCAGCUACAAGAAACCCUCACGAGUUGGUCUUGUUUGAGCAGAAACGUUUUCCACAAGUUUCAGUGCUCAAUCAUCAUGGCUGAUGACUUUGACAUAGAAGCAAUGCUUGAGGCUCCAUAUCGAAAGACUUGCCUAACGAUAUCUCACCUCUACUUCCAUGAAUUCCAGUGUGAUCUGUCAAAAAAUGAAGGAUGAGAUCAAGCACAGUAGUCCAAAUGGGCACAAGGAACACAGCAAGAAGAAAAAAAAGAGCAGGAGUCGAAGCAGAGACAGGAAGAGAAGCAAAAGCCGGGAUCGCAAGAAGAGCCAUGACCACAAGCGGAGCCGCAGCCACGAGCGAAAGCGGAGCCGCAGCAGGGAGAGGCGCCGGAGCAGAGAGCGCAGCGGCCGCUACAGGGACCACAAGACCACCUUCUCUGGGCCGAAAUUUAAUGGUGGUUCCAGAGGGAAGAUUGGCCCCCCAACUGUCAUCAAGCUAAGCCGAAGACGUUCUAGAAGCCGAAGCCCUUUCAAGAAAGAGAAGAGUCCUGUGAGGCAAGUGUUCCUUGGGGAGAUGACGCAAAAGAGCUCAAUCAGGCAGCCAAUAGACAACCUGACUCCAGAGGAAAGGGACGCUCGCACAGUGUUCUGCAUGCAGCUGGCAGCCAGAAUCCGACCACGUGACCUGGAGGAGUUCUUCUCUGCAGUGGGAAAGGUGAGAGAUGUGCGCAUGAUCUCUGACAGAAAUUCGAGGAGGUCGAAGGGGAUUGCUUACAUCGAGUUUGUGGAGGCCAACUCGGUGCCACUGGCUAUAGGAUUGUCUGGCCAGCGACUUCUGGGGGUGCCAAUAAUUGUUCAGGCCUCACAGGUAAUGGCUGAAAAAAACAGGGCUGCUGCCAUGGCCAACAACCUGCAGAAGGGCAACGCUGGCCCAAUGAGACUCUACGUCGGAUCCUUACACUUUAACAUCACAGAGGAGAUGCUACGAGGAAUAUUUGAGCCCUUUGGAAAGAUUGAGAGUAUUCAGCUCAUGAUGGAUAGUGAGACGGGGAGAUCCAAAGGAUAUGGCUUCAUCACUUUCUCAGACACAGAGUGUGCCAAGAAGGCUUUGGAUCAGUUGAACGGCUUUGAGCUGGCUGGCCGGCCGAUGAAGGUGGGCCAUGUGACUGAGCGCACAGACGCCUCCAACGCCAGCUCCUUCCUGGACAACGACGAGCUGGAGAGGACAGGCAUCGACCUGGGCACCACUGGGCGCCUGCAGCUCAUGGCCAGACUGGCUGAAGGCACGGGACUGCAGAUUCCCCCAGCAGCACAGCAAGCCCUGCAGAUGGGUGGGGCCAUUGCUAUUGGUGCCAUGGCUGCUGUAUCAGCUGCCAUGAAUCCUGCCAUGAAUAUGAACAUGAAUACAGCUAUGAACCUACCCUCACAGCCACUUGCUACACACUGUUUCCAGCUGUCUAACAUGUUCAACCCUCGGUCUGAAGAUAACCCAGGCUGGGAUGUUGACAUUCAGCAUGAUGUCAUUGAGGAAUGCAACAAACAUGGAGGAGUUGUGCACAUAUAUGUUGACAAGAAUUCCACUGAAGGCAACGUGUAUGUGAAAUGUCCAUCCGUUCCUGCUGCCAUGGCUGCAGUAAACGCAUUACAUGGUCGAUAUUUUGCAGGUAAAAUGAUCACAGCGGCAUACGUCCCUCUCCCAACAUAUCACAACCUUUUCCCUGACUCUGUGAAGGCUACCCAGCUCCUGAUCCCUCUUGCUCACUGAUGAUCUCUCACAGCAAGACACGAAAAACCCAGAUUGGUGGGACACUGUAUAAUAGAUUUUUUCCCCCUUCAAUUUUCUCUCUUUAAAAGUUUGACAUUUUACAGCCUGUGGUCGUUUUUUUAAUUCCUGCAAGUUAUGGCAGUAUGUUUUUAUUUUAUGUUAGUAGCUGAAGUAAAAUCUUCUUUUUUUUGGCUUUCCAUAUGCAAAAAAUAAUCAUAGCUUUACUUGCAUAGCCACGUCCAAACAUGUGUUGGGCAUUGAGGGUGGAGUGUCAGCCAGUCUAAGAGUUUAUUGGUUAAUCUGGACAAUUUACCAUUUUAUAUUUUGUGAAGCUUAUUCUUGUUCAUACAUUCUUGUGCUUGAAAGCUUUGAUGGGCAUGUUUUCCCUGAUGAAGUGUACAACUUACAGUUGAAAUCGGAAGUUUACAUACACUUAGAUUGGAGUCAUUAAAACUUGUUUUUCAACCACUCCACAAAUUUCUUGUUAACAAAUGUAAAAACUAUAGACCUC